CCCACCCCGGGCUCCCGCGCAGUCUUGGCGGGAAGACGUCAGCUGCUAAACGGUAGAAAGAUGUCGUGGUUAAGCGCGGAGGCCGAGGAGAAGGCUUGCUCCAGACAGCGUAACCAGGUGAAGGUGAAUGAAUAUAAAGAAAAUCAAAACGUCGUUCACGUAUCUCUGAGACCAGAACAGACUACAGUUCUAGGAAAAACAGCUAAGGUUUAUCUUGCUCCCUUUUCACUCACUAAUUACAAGUUAGGUCAAUUUAAGUGCCCCAAAUCCCUAUUAGAAAAGAAUUCUAAUGAUGCAGUGAUGUGUAAGAAGCUUAAGAAGACUCAACUAAAGAAAACUUGCAAAAAAAAAUUAAUUCCAAAAAUGAAAGCCAUAUCUUCCAAGGCAGAAUCUACUCUGCAAAAAUCAUCCUUAGAUAUUCAUGCUGAAAGUAACAAACUAGAACACAAGAACAGUUCAGAUGCUGUGAUUUGCAACGUUGAUAUGGAAAGCAGUGAUGAAGAUACCACACCUGGCCUGGAUGAUUUUUCAGGAUUGUCACCAUAUGAAAGGAAGAGACUCAAGAACAUAUCAGAAAAUGCAAACUUUUUUGCUUCUCUUCAGUUGUCUGAGUCAGCUGCAAGGCUCCGUGAAAUGAUAAAGAAGAGACAACCUCCUAAGUCCAAGAGAAAGAAGCCUAAGAAGAGAGAAAAUGAGAUUGGAUGUAGAAGGUCAAUGCGAUUGCUAAAAGUGGAUCCUUCAGGAGUUUCAUUACCAGCAACUCCAACACAGCCGACAUUAGAAGAAGAUGAAAAUCCUUUGUUACCUCCUGGGCCUUUAGAAAUGAUUCCUGAAAAUCAAGAUGACAACAAUGAACUAUUUAAAGAAUUUCUGCACACAUGGGGUGAAAUGAACAAGACAAGUCGUAAGAACACUGAAAAGGGGCUGUUCAGCAUUAAAAGCUACAAAGCCAAUUUAAAUGGAAUGGUUAUUAGUGAAGAUGCUGUUCAUAAAGUUACCAAUGGCUCAAUAUUCUCUGUGGCUCUCCACCCAUCAGAAACUAGAACUUUGGUAGCAGCUGGGGCCAAAAGUGGGCAAAUUGGACUUUGGGAUUUGACCCAGCAAAGAAAAGAAGAUGGAGCAUAUGUUUUUUAUCCCCAUAGUCAACCUGUUAGCUGUCUUUACUUCUCACCUGCCAAUCCAGCCCACCUACUGUCAUUGAGCUAUGAUGGCACGUUACGAUGUGGGGAUUUUUCCAGAGCUAUUUUUGAAGAGGUAUAUAGAAAUGAAAGAAGUGGCUUUUCCUCCUUUGACUUCUUGACAGAAGAUGCUUCCACUUUACUAGUGGGACACUGGGAUGGAAAUAUGUCACUGGUGGAUAGACGGACACCUGGAACUUCUUUUGAGAAACUAAUUCGUUCUUCUUUGAGAAAAAUAAGAACUGUUCAUGUCCACCCAGUGCACAGACAGUAUUUCAUGACUGCAGGGUUGAGGGAUAUUCAUAUUUAUGACGUCAGGCACCUGAAACUCAGGGGAAGCCAGCCUUUGAUUUCUUUGACUGAACACACGAAGAGCAUUGCUUCUGCCUAUUUUUCACCUGUUACUGGUAACAGAGUAGUGACCACAUGUGCUGAUUGUAAGCUGAGAGUCUUUGACAGCAGCUGUAUUUCUUCCCAGAUUCCUCUCCUCACCACCAUCAGGCACAACACUAUCACUGGACGAUGGCUGACCCGGUUCCAAGCCGUGUGGGACCCUAAACAAGAAGAUUGUAUCUUAGUUGGCAGCAUGGCCCAUCCACGACGAGUGGAAAUCUUCCAUGAGACCGGAAAGAGGGUGCAUUCUUUUCUUGGAGAAUGUCUUGCCUCUGUGUGUUCCAUCAAUGUCAUGCACCCAACUCGGUAUAUUCUGGCUGGAGGUAAUUCCAGUGGGAAGUUACAUGUUUUUAUGAAUUAAGAAAGCUACUUAGUUUCUAGGUAGGUAUACCUAUUUGUUCAAAUUCAUCACUGUCUAAAAAACCUAAUGAUACACAUAGCUUAGUGUGUUUACUUGGUGUUAUAUUUAUAAAAUAUAAAAUUGCUUUAUUAAUAAGAACUAUGAGCAGAAUAUACUAAAUUUAGUAAGGGAGAAGCCUCAGAAGAUGCUUCUCAGGCAUGGAGAGGAAAUUUGAGUAGAGGCUGAGAUGCUUUUAGUACUUUUAAUCAGGCAGUAUGUUGAGAAAGUCUAACAAGAUAAAUUAUAAAGCUUGAAUGAUCAGUAUUAACUUUCUGUUAUAUAAUGAUAAUAGUUUUUAGUCUACAAUGAUAUAGAUUUGUGGUUUAUUUUCUAAGUUUGUAGUGAAUGUUUAUUUUUAGGCUUAUAUGCUGGAAGGAGUCCUGAAAGGUCUUCUAACUCAAUGAUUUUGAAACUUAGUUUUUAAAAACAAGAACCUUUUUUUUUUUUUUGCACCUCAGUUAAAUUUUAUAUGAGCCGGGUGUGGGAGCGCACGCGUAUAAUCCCAGCAGUUUGGGAGGCUGAGACAGGAGAAUCACAAGUUCAAAGCCAGCCUCAGCAAAAGCAAGGUGC
Messenger RNA from Urocitellus parryii (Arctic ground squirrel), 2541 nucleotides. It is a transcript of the gene Wdr76, whose product is annotated as WD repeat domain 76. Gene Ontology annotation, biological process: regulation of DNA damage checkpoint. Gene Ontology annotation, cellular component: nucleus. The record is from RefSeq and is a predicted model, not a curated record. Gene Ontology annotation, molecular function: DNA binding; protein binding. NCBI's taxonomy places the organism in Eukaryota, Metazoa, Chordata, Mammalia, Rodentia, Sciuridae.